Messenger RNA from Tetrahymena thermophila SB210, 846 nucleotides. RefSeq lists its product as hypothetical. The record is from RefSeq and is a predicted model, not a curated record. The transcript has 10 exons. Lineage: Eukaryota; Ciliophora; Oligohymenophorea; Hymenostomatida; Tetrahymenidae.
AUGGGAUAAUUUAAAUCAAAGGAAAGCGAUUCUAAAAUUAUAGAAACAAAAAAAAGUGUUUUAGAAUACUUAAUCGAUUCUGAACAAAUAGAAGAUGCUUAGGACCUUUAAAAAAUUACUAAUCUGACCUAUAAAAUAAUUUAAAGGGAUACCGCAGGCGAAGAGUGUGAGAAUGUAGCAUAAGUUUUAACAUAAUGCAAAUAAUUAUAAUCUUUAUAGAUAGAUAUUAGCUAAAGGUAUAUAUCUUCAAAUUAUUUUCAAUUCCUAACAGAGUCUCUAUGCCAUCUUCCUUUUCUUUAAGAAUUAUUCUUAUUUGCAACAGAUAGCUUAAUUAAGAAUGAGGGAGCAAAAUUACUUGCCAUACCUUUAAGUUAAAUGAAUUAACUUAAAACACUAGUUUUAGAAUUUAAUUCUAGCUAAAUAGGUUAGUUCGGAGCUAAAUAAUUAGGACAAGCUUUGAGUAAAAAAACUGAAUUAACUUAUUUGUAUUUAGGAUUUGAUUGUAAUCAAAUAGAUUACUAGGGUGCUUAUUCAAUUUUGUCAAAUUUAAAAGAUUCUACUAAAUUAGAAACUUUUUUCUUAAAGAUAAGUAAUUAUAAAGAAGAUUAAGGGAUAUUUGACUGCUUAGUUUAGUUAAUAGAGCUAAUCCCAUAGCUCUAAUCCUUAGUUUUAUGUAUGAGUCUUUCUGUAAAUAAUGUUCAAAACUUUAAGUAAGCCAUAACUAAAUUAAAGAAACUAAAAAUUCUAAAGAUAUUUACAGAAACAGGAUAAUAAAGUAGAACUAUUAAGCAACAACUAGUAUCAUUAAACAAAAUGAAAUACUUAGUAACAAAAACAAUAAGGUGA